Molecule: messenger RNA, 1880 nt
Organism: Cuscuta campestris
Lineage: Eukaryota; Viridiplantae; Streptophyta; Magnoliopsida; Solanales; Convolvulaceae
Source: the annotation of a GenBank genome assembly
GUACAAAAAAUAAGGUAUAUAUGGUUACAUUAAAAAAAAUAAAGGUGUCUUUCCACACAUUCCAAUAUCAUCACCUGCAAAUAAAACGAAAAAAAAAACACAGAGCUGUAUGUUGGUGUCCCUCAAUCUCCCAGGCCCCUUUUCGUCCAUUUUCUCCGCUGUUGCAGCCGCCGCUCCGCGACGAGCCCUAGCCAUCAUCAAUCAAAAGGUUUGAUUUGACAGGGAAGAAGAAGCUUUGGGUGCCGUCGAUGGGGGCUUUAGUGGAGGAUCAUUACAAUGCGGAGCUGGAGAAUGGGGGAGUGGGGCUUGGGGAUUGCAUUGAUCUCGGGGUUGAGGAUGAACCAGAGACCCUGGCUAUUGAGGAGUCUGUGAGAAUCCUCCUGCAAGGUCUGGGCGAGGAUGUCAAUAGAGAAGGUCUCAGGAAAACCCCUUUUCGGGUCGCCAAGGCCCUCCGCGAGGGCACCAAAGGGUAUAGACAGAAAGUGAAUGAUGUUGUACAUGGUGCCUUAUUCCCAGAAGUUGGGUUGGGAGCAGGUGUGGGUCAUGCUGGUGGGGCCGGCGGGCUUGUGAUCGUCCGUGACAUAGAUCUCUUCUCAUACUGCGAGUCUUGCUUACUCCCCUUCCACAUCAAGUGCCACGUGGGAUACGUCCCAUCUGAACAACGUGUGGUAGGACUCAGCAAGCUCUCCCGUGUGGCUGACAUCUUUGCAAAACGGCUUCAGAAUCCUCAGCAUCUCUCUGAUCAGGUGUGCGCCGCCUUACAGCAAGCAUUCAAUCCAACGGGGGUCGCUCUUCUUCUACAGUGCUCCCACAUCCACAUCCAUCAUGGGUGGGUCAAGGUCUUGGUCACUUCUGGGUCUGGAGUUUUUGAGGACGAGAAAGCUAACGUGUGGACAGACUUUCUGGGUCUCCUGAGAUUGAGAGGAAUAUGUUCGGACACAAAGGAUAUUGAGAGACCGUUUUGCCCCUCCCGCUUUUCAUGCAAGACGCUGCCACCGCUGAAUUCAGUCAUGACUAACGCGGUGGGGUCCAUUCUUUUGUCUCUUGGCGAAGACCCAUUCAGAAAAGAGCUUUUAGGAACACCGUCCCGUUUUGUCAAGUGGUUCACAGACUUCAAGAAUUCCGAUUUGGAAAUGAAGAAACCCUUUGGAGGAUUUGUGAGGUGCGGUUCGGAUUCCGAACCAGAGAUGGUUUCUGAACUGAACUUGCCGUUCUGGUCACAAUGUGAACACCAUCUUCUUCCAUUCUAUGGGGUUGUGCACAUAGGAUACCUUUGUGGUUCAAAUGGAGGAGGAGGAGCCAAAUCAACCUUGCAGUCAAUAGUUCAUUUUCAUGGCUAUAAACUUCAAGUGCAGGAGAGGCUAACAAGACAGAUUGCAGAGAGUGUGGCUUCAGCAACGGGGGAGGAGGACGUAAUCGUAGUUGUCGAAGCCAGCCACACGUGUAUGAUAUCCCGAGGGAUCGAGAAGGUAGGGAGUAACACCGCCACGGUUGCCGUGUUGGGCCGGUUUUCUCGAGAGCCCACUAUGAGGAUGCAAUUUUUGCAGAGCAUUCCCAACUCAUGUGCACUGAAGAGCAAGCCACACCCGCAGCCCCACCUCCGACCGCCGGCAAACACCAACAUCUUCAAAGUCCGCCGGGCAUCGAAUUCCGCCGCCACCAAUACCCUACGCCGGUGACCACUCCGCCUUCUUGCCGCUGUUUCUAAAGCAAAAUUCUCAAGUUCUUCCUCCUCUUUUUCAUCGAGGCGAUAUGGAAGCUUGCUGUGGUGCUACAUCGAUGGCCUCUGUUCAGAAGUCUGUCUGGACAGAAGUGUCUUCUUUGAAUCUGGUGAAGGGCUCUGGAAUAUGUUUGAAUUCUAAUAAAGUUAGGGUCUUUUC